AUGGACGUUUCGUCGGCAACCGCAUCGAACGCAGCUGGUUCGACGCCGGGGAUCCUUAUCAAUAACGAAAUGUCAGCAUCGUCGUCGUCGCAGCAGGUGGCCAAUUCGGCGAGUGCAUCCAACAUGGCAAAACUUAGACGAGAAUCGAUUGCACACUCGCAAGGAAUGGGAGGAGUCUCGUGGGGGUCGCUCACCAUCGGGUCCUGGUUGCGCGAUGAAGUGAUGAUCCACGCACAUAUGUCGCAAGCAGCUCUUUCAGGGUCGACCGGAAUACCGCAGCAUACCUACAGCGGGAACGCUAGUGGGUCUUCCGCAGCAGGAAACCUGGCUGGUGGGGCCUCCCUCUCGCCACCGGGUGCAGCGUCGGCGUAUCUGCCAAACCUCGAAAAACAGUACUGCAAGGACUAUUCGUGCUGUGGUCUACUACUACCGGGUCUCCACGACCUGUUAAGACACUACGAGGAGGCCCACAUCUCUACCUCGCCAGGGACCAUCAACACGCACGCAUCGGCAGUGGCUAAUAUUCCGACUAAUGCAGGACUUUCAGGUGCGAUGCCAGGCGCAACUGGUAUCAACUCCGCGCAAAUGGCCAACAACAACGCUUUGAAAAAGCAGCGAAUGACUGCCAUGUACCAACAACAGCUCCAACAGCAGCAACAGCAGCAGCGCCAAUAUCCACAGCAACAACAGUACCAUCAGCGACAGUCUCUGCAAGAAUCUCAGGUGCCUCACGGUCAUCAUCAGCAACAACAACAGCAGCAGCAACAAAACCUUCAUCAGUCGUCCCAAAGUCAACGACAACAGCAAGCUGGAAAUCAGCAAGGACUUCCGCAUCAACAACAGCAUCAGAGCAUCCAAUACCAGCAGUUUGCGAAGCAACAACAACAGCAGCAAGCGCACCAACAACAACCGCAGCAGCAGCAACAGCCGCAGCAACAACACAACAGUCAUUUACAACAGCAAAUGCAAAAUCAGAUCUUCAAUCAUGCCAUGCAACAACAACUGCACGGCGGACCGCACAACUCGAAUUCGAACACGACCAGCAACAUUCAGCAGCUGCAUCUAAAUGGCAACUUAGUGGACGCUGUAUCCACCAACGAUGUUUUCUUGCAGACCGGCGCUGGGCAAAGCGGGAAAAGAGCAGGGCCCAUGGCUCAUGCAGCGGUUUCCGGCACCGGGUUUAAUGGUGCCACAGGCAACAGCAACAACAAUAAUAAGAUGCAGGCUGGGUUUAACAACUACUCGUUGAAUAUGCAACCGCUCGCGAAGCAGGGUUUGGAAGCUUCAGUAAUGCAGCAAUUUCAACCCCAGCAGCAACAGCAGCAACAACAGCAGCAAGCCCAGGGCCAACAGCAUUCUCAACAGGCAGGACUGCAACAGCAACAGCUACAGCAGCGGCAACACGCUCUUCUCCAACAGCAGCAACAGCAUCAACAGCAGCAAAUGCUUCACCAGCAACAACAGCACCAGCAACGAGUUAUGGGUAACGCUUCUAAUGCUGCUCUGAAUAGACAGCGAUUCCCAUCGCAGGUGGGCAGCGUAGGCGCCGGCAUCGAUCUGGAUUUCAUGGACGCAGAUAUUGUCGAUGACCUGCACGAUGGUUCUGCCAUCAUGGGCUCGGCUCCGCCCUUACCCGCAGACUUAGCGAAGGCGUGGAAGCAGGUUGACACCGGCAACGCAGCAUCCAAGAUGUCUCCGAAGAUUGGCAAUGGUGCGGAUUCCGAAGACAGUAGCAUGAGCGACGACGAUGAAGAAGAGGGUGUAGCAGUGGCCACCAUGCCCACCACCGCUGUAAACAAACGCAAACAGCAACCCGGGUUUAUAGACGAUCCGGCGCGCAGGCUCUACGUCAUGGACCAUGAGGAACACAAGCCUUUCAAAUGCCCGGUUAUUGGAUGCGAUAAGACUUACAAAAACCAGAAUGGCCUCAAAUACCACAAGCUCCACGGCCACCAGAACCAGAAGCUCCACGAAAACCCAGAUGGCACUUUCAGCAUCAUCGACCCUGAGAGUAACGAGCCAUACCCGGACGGCCUGGGGCUCGAAAAAGACAAGCCUUACCGCUGCGAGGUGUGCGGCAAAAGGUACAAGAACUUGAAUGGUCUGAAGUAUCACAGGGGACAUUCCACACAUUGA
This is a messenger RNA of Lachancea sp. 'fantastica', 2136 nucleotides long. Lineage: Eukaryota; Fungi; Ascomycota; Saccharomycetes; Saccharomycetales; Saccharomycetaceae. The record is from the annotation of a GenBank genome assembly.